This is a messenger RNA of Trichoderma atroviride IMI 206040, 1071 nucleotides long. NCBI's taxonomy places the organism in Eukaryota, Fungi, Ascomycota, Sordariomycetes, Hypocreales, Hypocreaceae. The record is from RefSeq and is a predicted model, not a curated record.
UGAAAAGAGGCCCUUUCGAGCAGGCUACGGGCCAGGGACUGUUUAGCUGUGGAGUUCCAGACAAAAAAGCGUGCCAUGGCAGCCAACCCGUCAACUCGAGUUGCUCGUCUUCAAACCAGGACGGCAUGAAGAGUUAUCGACAGGUCUCACACGCCCUUUCCAAAGUGGAAGCUUAUGUGAAUGGCCGCAUGCUGUCUUUCCCCUGUCCGUGCAUUCCACGAAAAUUUCCCUGGUGCAUCCGCAUGUCUCACCCAUAAAACCACACGCACACGUGUCUAUGUGGUAGCAAAACUAGGUGCCGCUGGUGAUAUCAGCCCACUGCUCAUCUCAACAUGGCACUUGGAAAACUUGGAAAACUACCUCGGUGACCGACGCUCAUGCCUACUGGCUCACCGCAGACCGGCUGAGAUUUUAUUUCACGUCGAACAAUAUGAGACUGUCGCCAAGUUGACAUGACUCGAGGGGUCGUGAAGGCAUAGCCUUGCGUAAAUUACGCACACUGUAACUGUCAUCGUGUUUCUGUAUACACAUGUGUGCUCCACGCACAGGAAAGCUCAUCUACCGAUGGCUAGCUAUAAACCACCGGCAGCCUCCUUUUCCACUGGCGUGACUUUUCUCCCUUGCAUGCGAGCAUUAUUUGGGUGGAUUAAUAAAGCAACUGCCAACCGCCAACCAGCCAACGAACCGCGCGGCGAGUUGGCCCUAAACCCUGUAUCGAAGCGUCAAGAGUUUCUUCAUGGGGCUGUCAGUGGCGCUGACCAGUCACGAAAACGACGACUUGGUAAUCCAAGACAACGUUGAGGUGUGUGAGAUGCUUACAGCGCCCGCAAGUCCAGUCUUCUCCUGUUCCCUCAGCUUCUUGGGGUCCAAAAAGCCCCUUUCUCGCUGCCUGUGUGAAAAGUCCGCUGGACUACCUAUUGGGCAUACAUAAUGGGAAUUAUUCCAGGUUUUCAGUUGACGUCGCAUCAUCAUAUUCAACAAGUCUAUUGUCACACUGCAUACAGGAUGGCCUUUUCGAAUAACCAGCGUCGAAUGCUCUCAAUCCAGCGUAUAAACACGAAUGCGCCAAAA